AUGUCACUGAAGACUGGCUGGAAGUAUUUUCGCUCCAGCAUCUAUUUUUUCUCCACUGUGAGGAAAACCUGGUAUGAGGCCCGGGAGGACUCCAAACAAAGAGGAGCCGACCUGGUGAUCAUCAACAGCAAAGAGGAACAGACCUUCCUCUCAGUUCGUCGAACUGAAGGCUGGAUUGGUCUCACAGACAGAGAAAGAGAGGGGGUGUGGAGGUGGGUGGAUGGGACUCCAUUGACAAGAAGGUACUGGUGGUCAGGCCAGCCAAAUGACUACCAAGGUAACCAGGACUGUGCCCGUCUCUACAAUACUAAAUGGGAUGAUAAACCAUGCUCUACACACUAUGUGUGGACCUGUGAGAAACAGGUUAAAUUUUAG
This is a messenger RNA of Alosa sapidissima (American shad), 375 nucleotides long. Its product is annotated as CD209 antigen-like protein E. Lineage: Eukaryota; Metazoa; Chordata; Actinopteri; Clupeiformes; Clupeidae. Bases 1 to 375 code for a protein of 124 amino acids. The record is from RefSeq and is a predicted model, not a curated record. The transcript has 4 exons.